This is a messenger RNA of Actinia tenebrosa (Australian red waratah sea anemone), 1814 nucleotides long. RefSeq lists its product as uncharacterized. The record is from RefSeq and is a predicted model, not a curated record. Lineage: Eukaryota; Metazoa; Cnidaria; Anthozoa; Actiniaria; Actiniidae.
AUGGAUUAUGUCAGAACCCUCGUUCUUCGCCGCAGGCCAGAAGAAACGCAGGCUCUGGGUACGAGAUUGCUUUGGACGAAGAAAACAGAAUCGUGCACAGUGAACUUCGCAGGUCUUGCUCAAGGUUUAGUCGCUACUAAGGAAUCAUUUCAGCCUAAGGGUGUCUACUAACGUUCCUCGGAUUCAUUUCCCCAAUCUUAUGGACUUUGUUGGUUGGCAUGGCACAUUUGUACUUGUUACUAUUGUUAUCUUCGAUCUGCUAUUGUCUUCUCUCGGCGGUGACGUAUCUUGUCCUUGUACGGGAGGUGUUGCUUAUGGGACCGCCAUGCUAGGACUUCCAGCUGUCAGCAUCUUCCUUGUGGCGUUCUUUUCUUACUUUUAUCAACAUGACACCCAAUCACCAUGGAAGGACCUUAAAGCCUACUUCAAGUCUAAACAGCCAUGUUCUUACCCCCCGAGAAGCAGAAACUGGGAAAURCACUCGGGCGUUUUUCAUCAGUGCACCGAGUGCCAAGGAAGAUGRUAUAAAAUCAAGAUUACCAUAUCGUUCUUUGUCUCCUUCGUAUACCCGAUGCUCUGGCUCGCACUGGGGUUUCGUAAGUCGACGUAUUACGCAUGCGCGCGCGUAGGCCCCAGCCCUCGUGGCAUCCUAUAUUAUUGUGACAACUUGAGCCCACCUGACUCGUACGAAAAGAAUUACAAUUUGGCUAUUUACAAGUCUCUUCUUGUUGGCAACGUCUUGCUGGUUGUCGUGAUUGUUUUAGCAUCGGCACUCUUCAUUACUUAUCGCGUAAUAAAAAGUAAAAUAUUGGAGAGUGAUGACGUACAAAUCGAAGAUAACUACGAUCAAGAAAGGCCUCCGCAGGCUCCCAUCAACAACUCCGGCCAUAGCAACGAGGGAGUGGUCAUUCCUGGUUCUCAUGAUCAAAUGUCAAGUCCCAUCACGCGUUCCACCGAAGGACCAUCGCCUGCGUCCGGAAUGGGCUACGAGGGCUUUCGGGAAAGAACAGGGGAUAUGAGCCGCGGAAGAGCUUCAUCAAGAGAUGUGCAGCCUUUGAUUAAAGUCGAGGACUAGAACAAGACAUCUAAGACAUCUACCAAGCGUAACAACGCAAUAGAAUUACUAGGAAUGGACCUUAGGGGAGGGAAGGAGGGGGGUGGGAAGGAGGAGGGGAAGCAAAGGGAAGAAGGGACCGCUUCUUCUUCCUUCUUCUUCCUUUACCUUAAAUAACCUCAAUCCUUUCCAUCAAUUUUAACCAGGCUCAGCCAAGAUUGAUUACUGCACGUUGUAAACCAUUUGUGAUCAAGGCUUCGCCUUUAUCAUAGAUUAUACUAAUCUCAGUACACCCAUUUUCAAGUAGCUAGUUGUUUGAAAGUGUUGCAUAGUAUGAAAAGKGUACAAGUUUGUAGAGUCAUUCUUAUGACAUUCGCAUCGAAAUCGAAAAGCGGUUACAUGCAAUUUAGACAUAAAUAGUUUUCUCUGAUGCAUAAAAUUAAAAGGAUUUAUCAAUAUUUUGGAUAGCAUUUUUUUUAUUUCCUCUGAAAUACGAGACUCUCGGCGAGGAACUAACAUGGCAUGGUAUGAUGCUAUGUCCAAGCAUUGGAGGGCUUGUGCGAUGUGAUUGGCUCAAAGGAUGUCAUUCAUCAGCACGUAUAAACCGUGCCAUGACUGUAAUUUCAUAUACGAGGGAGAAAAACUGAAAUAGCAUUAAUUGUGUCUGAAAUAGGUAGCGUAAGUUAGUUUAAAGUAACCUUAGUGAUGUAUUUACAUUCGCCAUUCAAAUACUAGAAUAAAACUUCAGCUUUUACUGGGA